GUAGAUCCGUAGCACUUCGUAGGCCGCGCGGCCUACGCACGCCUACGCUGGGCGCGGCGUGCUGUAGACCAACCUCUACGCUGGUAUAUAACGGACCACACUGGCUCGCCUGGCCCAUUCCGGGUUGAACCACUUAGCGCGCACGACGCGUCUAUCGGUGCAGUGUCAGUGACUUACUCGACUUCAGUCAUGAAUACGACGGUGUACCUCGCGCUGGUGGUGGCAGCUUGUCUCUGCAGCACGGAAGGCGCUCCAGAGGUUCGCCUGACGAGGAAACAGCAGCGACCUACCCGCGGAUUCAAGAACUUGGAGAUGAUGACCGCCAGGGGGUUUGGGAAACGGGCCGAACGCGACGUCGACAGCCAAACUCCUUCGGAACGCACGAAUCGCGGUACGCCUACAUUUAAGAGUCCUUCCGUCGGAAUUGCAAGAGAUUUCGGCAAAAGGACGUCUGAAUUGGAUUCGGAAGAAGAAGAAAUUAGGGUGACCAGAGGAACGUUUAAACCCAAUGCCAAUGUACUCAUUGCCAGGGGAUAUGGCAAACGACAAGAGGCUGCCAAAAGUGAAGUUUAUGGCAUGGACAACUUCUGGGAAAAUCUGGAGGCUGCACAAGAAAAAGAUGGACAGGACGCCGAUCAGAAAACUUUGCAAAGUAUUCCACUGGACUGGUUUGUCAACGAGAUGGUCAACAAUCCAGACUUCGCUCGAUCAGUCGUUCGCAAGUUCAUUGACCUCAAUCAGGACGGUAUGCUGUCAUCGGAAGAACUCCUAAGGAACGUUUAAGCUGCUAAAUUAAUUCUAGUUAAUACUCGAGCAUGUUUCAAAUCGGUUAUACUAUUCUACGUAUAUUUUUAUAUAUAUAACAAUUUAUUUACUGAGUUAUAACUACGUUUGUAACUUACGGUACUGUGAUAAUCAUAUUUAAUUAUGUUCUUGAGAUUAUUAUUUAUGUUAUCUAAGUAUAUAAAAAAAAUGGAAAUUAUUUUAUUUUGUUUCGACAUGGAAAUUAUUUUUAUUAUAGUUGUUGCUCUAAAAAACUUGUAUAUAGAUUUUAUUAUUAUGAUGCAUUUAACGUCGGGGAACUUACGGGUGACGCCCUUAGACCUCCUUAAUCCGGCCCUGUCGUAAAAUCCGUUCUUAGCGGACGUUAGCGGACUGCCAAAUUUUUCUUUAUACGUCAAGCGGAUUUCUAGAUUUCGUGAUGAGUGAAUUUUUGCUUUUAUAUAAUUAAACUAAUAGUUCGUCAUGCAUUGUGCUUUUGGAAGUAUAAGGUUAUAUUAUGUUAAAGCAAAGUAAUACAUAUUAUAAUGAAAAUUUCUCUUGAUAGCUCCACAGAGUCACACACAAAGCUGAAAGAUCCUGGACUAUUAUUGUGAUCUUAGGCAUUUUUUACAACUAAUUGUCAUAUUUAAAGGUAAUGUUUGUUUUUGUGUACAUUGCCCGUACAACCUCUCAAUAAGAUUUAAUUAAUGUUAGGCUACAGUAAAACACUCACCGAGAAGUUAACUGCAUCAUAUAAAUUGUCCAUAGGAUAUAGACAUUCUUGGUAUCUUAUAGUUUGUUUAGAUAUAUCAUAGUCAGGGCCAGUGUUCGUGACCUGUAGCACUAUUGACUGACACAUAUAACUGACUUCAAAAAAGGAGGAGGUUAUCAAUUCGUCGGAAUCUUCUUUUUAUAUGUAUGUUCACUGAUUAUAACGAUGUUUUUUUAAAUUCAAUACUGUGAGUUUCAAAUUCGUUUUUAUCUAUUUCUAUAAAAAGUAUCGUUUUAAACAGAGAGAGGAAUACCAAUUCGAGGCUCAAACCAUUGAGUUAAAGAAUCGUUACAGAAUAGUGCUGCUGAGUACAAGAACAAAACAAUUCAUGCUUUUUUCGAAACCCUGCCUAUGAUAUAUCUACAUAUACCGUAAUAUAGACUUAUGGUUAAUUUACAUUCUACUGUUAAUUAUUUUAACAAAAUUCUAUAAAAGUACAUUUUAUUAUGAAACGAUAUAGACUUAGUUAUUAAUUUAUAUCUGUUUGCUCUCCUGUCAAAGAGAAAGCUUUGAUUUAACUUUUCCGUCUGUGCUCAUAUUUUUCCUUAUAUUUAGAUUAUCAUUUGUUAUAUUAUCUUUUUAUUUAUUUAGAUGUAACAAAGGGAAGUCUUUGAUUGUUAUAUUAUAAAUAAUGUUUAUUUCACUGAGUUAUUUGAAAGAUUUGCGCCCCUUUCAUAAGUCGAGUAUUCCGGCUAGGUCCCAAAAGACUUCCAGGACUUCUGCAUAUUUUUAGUAGAUUGAUUGAGCCACAAUGAUUUGAUAAAAUAGUUAUUUAAUUAUGGCCACAAUAAUUUACUAAAAUAAUCACUAAAUUGUUAUGGCCUAUUAUAUCUAUUUAAAGACGUGUGCCAUAGCGGAGACCCUUACCUGAGUUUACCUGUCGUAAUCUCAGACCAAUUAUUGUAUAGGACCUGCCUCGCUAUACGUUACUUUUCUGUCAAAGUAUAUGAUCAACGAUCUAAUGCGAUUAUAAAAACUGUUUCUAUAUAAUUGAUGUUAAAUAGUUGUAAUCGUGUUCGUCGGUUAAAUAGCUCCGUAAAAAUACCUUUCUGUGUAAUUGAUUGGUGUAAAAAACAGGCAAAAACUUCUAAUUUAGUAUAAGAUAUAUACCAAAUCUAAGCUCGUUUUCUUCAGAAAAUGACAGACAAUUUUGUUUGUGACUAUGAGUGCGAUACAGGUCCUUCGAUAAUUGGUCUGAGGUCGUAAUGCUUUAGUAUUAGAGCUGUUAUACUAUAUUAGUUAGGCUGGGUCACGUAUUCUGAGUCAAUUUAUAAAAAAAAAUAUAGUCUAGUUUCAACUCUACAUACAUACAUGUACAAAUCUCAGAAUCGAUUAUAAGAUUAUUGUCAAAUAUUCAUAUAAAUGAAUGUAUGAAUGUAUACCCACACAUAGUUCAUUGUUAUUUAUCAUCGUCGAAUUUACGAAUGAAAUAAAUUGGGU
Molecule: messenger RNA, 2974 nt
Organism: Bicyclus anynana (squinting bush brown)
Lineage: Eukaryota; Metazoa; Arthropoda; Insecta; Lepidoptera; Nymphalidae
Product: allatotropins-like
Exons: 7
Coding region: 190-783 (197 amino acids)
Source: RefSeq, a predicted model, not a curated record